CGCCCCCGGAGCCCAACCUCGCGUGCCGGGGCGGAGCGAGAGCGCCUCACGGGAGGCCAGAAUCCAAGCCCCGCUCGCAGGGCGCACCAGCAGGGUGUCUACCCGAGGCAGGGGGUGCACAGAUCAGCAUGGAGCCUUCUGGGUGUUCCGUUUCAAGCCGUAGCUCAAGUCACCUCUUUCUGGUGCUGCAGCGCAGUUACCCUGGCCGCUUACCUGCUCUGCCCUGGUCACCUGUAAGCAUGGGCCACCUGUUGGAUGCCAGACGUCCUGCAGGCAGGAGCAUCUGCUCCAUGGUACUGGCACAGCAUAGUGCAGUACAGACUCAGAGUAGACCGGGGAUGGGCAAAAUACAGCCCAUGGGCAGGAUUCGGUGGCCAAUGGAUCCUGUCCAGCUGCGGCAGGUCCCUUGGCCCUGCCUGGCCCAGGUGCAUGUAGCCAGUCCCAUAGCCCCCAGGCGCACAGUGGGACAGGGCAGGGGUGGCAUGCUGGUGUUGGCUUCCCAGCAGCCCCUGCAGGAGCAGCUUACUCCCUGGAUGCCAUUGGCAGUGUCUCUGUUGCCUCUACCAGAUUUGGCCCCAUUGUCCAGACAUCCCAACCUGUCUGUCCCACACCUACCCCUGGGGGUACCGGAUCGAACAGGUGGGUGGGGUCUCCAUGGGGACUGGCCUGGGACCCUUGCGGGCAGGGCAUGCUCCACUGGGUGUAUGGGAUGCAGAUGGGGAGGAGUGUCUGGGAGCCGGGCCUGGGGUUGGGAUUGCAGGGCAGUGACAGCCCAGGCCUGGGGCAGAACUGUGAUGAUCUCUCCCCACAGAUGAUCUCUCCCAUCACAGGGUUGUGUAGGGAGUGGAUCAUGGCUCUGCCUUGGACUUUGACUCUGCACUAUCACCGCCCCGCGAUCCCAGCCCUGCCCACCUGGCCCACUCCUGGACAUUGCUCCCUGCCUGCCCUCAGCCCCAUCCCAUCUGCCUGACUGAGAGCAUCUUGUCCACAGAAGUCCUGGGCCAGUUUCCAUGGAGACCCUUCCCUAGUGCUCCUAGCAGUGGGUGCAGGGUGGAUGGACCUAGUACAAAAUAAGAUCAGUUGCCCCCUCUGCUGCAUCAGGCCAGGUCAGCAUCUCUUCCCACCCCCCCACCCCCUGCAUAGCCCAUAACAACUCACCAAAACUCUUUUAGUGGUCUUCCAGACCAAAUAAUUGCCCCCCACCCUGUAGUAGAGCUUGCCACCAUGUUGGGCAAGGCUUUUUAUUCCUCACCUGGCUUGUUCUUGUUGCAUGCUGCUCUUUCCUGUCCCUUGUUUGGCUCCUAUGAAAAGUGAAGAGAGGGCUUGUACCUCCUGCCAGUUGUGCCAGAAAUGAAUGAAAGUCGAAGGUGUAAGUCCCUGAAUCUGAGGCUGGGGGGGUCUAUAGAGUGAUUUUAUGUUUGCCCCUGGCCCUUCUGAAAGGAUCUUCUUUGUCUCAAGCAACUCUGUUCAUAGACUGGGAACAAGGUGUACCUUGAAGCAUUAUCAGAAGGCACAUGUACAGAUAUAUAUGUCUGGUAAAACAGUCUGAGGCAUGACAAAAACAUACCUGGAAGGUGUGCGCAUGUAUGGACGGCCUUGGCAAGGUUUCGCCAAGCUCAACUUGAGGAAGGGAAAAUUAAGGUUAUUUGAAGCUUAUGAUAUGUCUCUGCUGAACAGGAGCGAAGACCUUUUCUUGCAUCAGAGUGUAAUGAGUUGCCGAAGGCUGAGAAAUGGAGACGACAGAUUAUUGGUGAAAUCUCCAAGAAAGUUGCUCAGAUUCAAAAUGAGAGUUGGUCCAAAAAUGCUAGAUCAUGAAGGAAAAGAAGUUCCAGGAAACAGAGGUUACAAAUAUUUUGGAGCUGCUAAAGACUUACCAGGUGUCAGAGAACUCUUUGAAAAGGAACCUCUCCCUCCUCCAAGGAAGACUCGAGCUGAGCUUAUGAAAGCAAUUGAUGCAGAAUAUUAUGGCUACAGGGAUGAAGAUGAUGGUGUCUUGGAGCCACUAGAACAGGAACAUGAAAAGGAAGUCAUAGCAGAAGCAGUGGAGAAAUGGAAACUGGAGAGAGAGGCACGACUUGCAAGAGGUGAUAAAGAAGAGGAAGAGGAGGAAGAAAACAUUUAUGCUGUCAAUGAUGAUGAGUCCGAUGAGGAAAAUGGCAAAGAAAAAGAAGGUGAAGAAGGCCAGCAGAAGUUUAUUGCUCAUGUCCCCGUGCCAUCACAGCAAGAGAUUGAGGAAGCUCUUGUCCGGAGAAAGAAGAUGGAGCUUCUUCAGAAGUAUGCCAGUGAAACUCUUAUGGCACAAAGUGAAGAAGCUAAAAGACUUCUAGGAUUGUAGUAUUUCUUCUCCUUGUAUUUUUUAAUCCUUCUUGAAGCAACAGUUUGACAGCAUUCUGACAGGCUCUUUGAUCUCUGUAGACUCAGGAAGCAUGUUGUUACAGAAACGUAAACACCAAGACAAAAGUGGCCUUUCUUGCAUCAUAUUCCUCAAAACAUUCCUUUCUUUUAGUAGACAGUUCUGUAGGUUUGUCUUCCUAUCUGUUCCAGCCUUGGGUUUUUCUCUGUUUCUAAAAUGCCAGCUAAAUUAAGUUGGUCUCCAUCUUUUCCCUGCUUGCUUUUGGUGGCUUCUGUUCCUUUCUCCAACUUCCCAUUUUUCUCAUGCUCAAUGCUGUAGUCACCUACUCCCUGGGUUGAACAACGUGUCAAAGUUUCCUCAUGCUUCAGAAAGAAACACAAGUGAUAUGACCAGCAAUCUGUCAGGCUUGUUCUCAAUUAGUAGAGUAGUCUGCUGCCUGUUAGAGAUGGAGACCAAUAGCAGUUUCCAUGGAAAUUUCAUAAAAAAUCAAAAUCUAAAAUUAUGAAGAAUUAAGUAUGUUUCUCUGCUCAAACUGCUGUUUUUUUAUAGCCUGCCUAAAGCUCUUAUCCAUGAAUGGCUUGUAAUGGUGCUUGGUUGGAUUGCUCAGGUGCUGGAUAUUUCAGCAACUACUGUAAAUAUACUUCUCUUUUGUAACGUGUUCAGAAUUUCUUAGUAAAACAUUUAUACAAACUGACUUCUUUCUUUAUUUUUUCAAGUGGGUUCCAAGAACUGUGCCCUUUUCAUAAUGAUAACUGGAGAAUGGAAAUAAUAAGUAGCCUGUUGUUUAAGGGGUUUGAUGUGCGUGUCCCCAGGUGCUCUCUUAGCUGUUGUAUUAUGGGACAAGAGAAGUCAGAGCUACUCAAACUAUUUUGAAUUUUAAAGAUACUAAAACUAAUACUGUGAGUUGUACAGAUGUGAAUGGCAAGUAAUUUGAAAUCACUGUUUAAGAAACAGAUGCUGUCUGCAGGGAGGUAUGAAACAAGUAGGUAAGGAAAUUCAGUUUCUGCAGGAAGCUACUUCCAGGAUCCACUGUACUGGACAUGAGAUGUCCUAAUCUAAAACUGAGUACGAUGAGAACUUGAGGACUUCACUCACGUCUUCAUAGUAUUGGUUGCAUCGUCAACUUGGUUUAGUCAA
Messenger RNA from Alligator sinensis (Chinese alligator), 3490 nucleotides. RefSeq names its product ISY1 splicing factor homolog (gene ISY1). The record is from RefSeq and is a predicted model, not a curated record. NCBI's taxonomy places the organism in Eukaryota, Metazoa, Chordata, Crocodylia, Alligatoridae. The coding region runs from base 1553 to 2335 and encodes 260 amino acids. Gene Ontology annotation, cellular component: Prp19 complex; post-spliceosomal complex; post-mRNA release spliceosomal complex. Gene Ontology annotation, biological process: mRNA 3'-splice site recognition; generation of catalytic spliceosome for second transesterification step. The transcript is spliced from 9 exons.